This is a messenger RNA of Labeo rohita (rohu), 2991 nucleotides long. RefSeq names its product G protein-coupled receptor 25 (gene gpr25). The transcript has a single exon. Bases 1135 to 2316 code for a protein of 393 amino acids. Gene Ontology annotation, molecular function: G protein-coupled receptor activity. The record is from RefSeq and is a predicted model, not a curated record. Lineage: Eukaryota; Metazoa; Chordata; Actinopteri; Cypriniformes; Cyprinidae. Gene Ontology annotation, biological process: G protein-coupled receptor signaling pathway; immune response. Gene Ontology annotation, cellular component: membrane.
CUUACAGUGUCUCUGUAGGGUUUUGAUAGAGCAGAUUUUUUCCUUUUGCUGAGUUGCACACUGAUUAGCACAGGAAAUCUUCGACCCUUUCGGUUACUGCCAACACGUCUUAACCGCUAUAUAACCGCCUCUAAACCCAGUGCAUGAUAAACAUUACAAGGUAGAGCAGGAACCACAUCAAUACGUAGUCCUUACAAAAACAAUCUGGAAAAAAAUACAACGGAUGUACACAUCCAAAUAGAUAUCUUAAUAUUUUAAAAGAAUCUGAAACCAGAAAAUCAAAUCAAUAAUCUCUAAUUAUGCAACUAUUGUCUACACAACAGAAAUUCAGCUCAGACCUCUUCACACUGAUAAAAAAGUUUCAUGAAAUUUUGUGUUUAUGUUUCACCUGCCUAAAGGUGCGAUAACAUCUACCGUUGUUUCGUGGGUGAAAUCCAGUCAUUUUGAAAGCUUUCUUCAUGAUGUGGAAAUAGACUUAAAACGAAACUUUUCGCAAUGAAUUCAGGUUGGCCACAUGGAUUUGCCACGGUGACCAACAGAAAGCUGCCUAGUUUCAUGUUUCAGAAAAAUGUAUGGUACCCCUGUAAGCACCAGGAAACCACAACAGCUCGGUAGACUUUUCAAAUAAGCUCUGCACCUUUCACACUCUUAUUCUUCAGUUUGUUGCACAGAUGAAUAACAAAAAUAAAUCUGAACAACUACAUCAUUUUUCUCACUUCUUUUUUUUAACUGCAUUGCACGUAGAUUUUUGUCUUAGCCUCGCUAAGAGGAACUGAUUAUGCGUAUAUGAGAAAACAGCUUAAACAUUAUUUAUUCCCAUGAGAAGAGAUUUCAUGACAAACAUUUGCAUUAAAUUUACACCAUCAAUUGUUAAGAAAAAACAGUUUAAAUACUAACACUCAUGACCCAAUCAGCAAUAAACCAAGUCCCUCUUAAAUAUCUAUACUGACGUGGUGGAAAUAAAAACUCCAGCAAUUUGCAUUUCAGAAAUAUACGUUUAAGAAAACAUGUCUCUCUGUGAUAAAUUUAACGUUUUAAGGAAAUAGAGAGAGAGAGAGCCUGUUAUUGCAGUUUGUGGUUUCUCAGCAUGUGACAUGCUAGGUUUUCUCUACUUUGCCCAUCACUUGUGCACAGAUGGCAAACAGCACAGAGGUGGCACUCUCUGAAGUUACAAUGAGCUUCACGAGCGAUUACAGCUCCACGAGCGAUUACAGCUCCACGAGGGAUUACAGCUCUGCUCACGUUUUUCCAACAAACUUCACAGAUGAGUAUGACUACUACACCAUUCCCGAUGAAACGAUGGACAUGACAUUGCUGCCCAUGUCCAAUAUCUACAUUCCUGUGCUGUACAUCAUCAUGUUCCUCACUGGCUUCUUUGGGAACCUGUUCGUUAUUGUGGUCAUCGGCAAACGGCGUAAGAACAAACGUCUUGUGGACACCUUUGUGAUGAACCUGGCGUUGGCCGACCUUGUGUUUGUCUUCACGUUGCCGUUGUGGGCGGCUUCGGCCUAUUAUGAGGAGUGGCCCUUCGGUGAGGCCAUGUGCAAGAUCAGCAGUUUCAUCAUUGCAGUCAACCGCUUUUCCAACAUCUUCUUCCUCACCUGCAUGAGCGUAGACCGAUACCUGGCUGUGGUGCGUCUCAUGGACUCUCAGUAUCUGCGAAGCAGCAACUGUGCUCAGAUCACUUGUGGCGUAGUGUGGAUCAUUUCUUUCUUCCUAGGAAUUCCAUCACUGGUGUACCGUAAGCUGGUAGACGAAAUGUUGUGUUCGGAGGAUUCGAAAUCCCCUUUCGUCCAAGGAAUGAAUCUUCUGACCAUAUUUCUAACCUUCCUGCUCCCUGUACUGAUUCUCUGCCUCUGCUAUGGGUCGAUUUUGGUUAACCUGCGGCGUCACUGCCACACCGCCGCAAACUCACGCGCAGAAGCCAGAAGACGGCAUUCGGUCAAGAUCGUGUUCGCCAUAAUCGCUGCCUUUUUGAUCUCCUGGCUACCUUUUAAUUUGUUCAAGACCAUCCAGGUCAUCCUACUGAUAAAAACAGGAGAGCUCAGCAGCGAAACAAGGGAGAUCAUGAUUAGUGGACUCACGCUGUCCUGCUGCCUGGCAUUUCUCAACAGUUGUGUAAAUCCAGCCAUCUACUUCUUUUUGGAUCAGCAUUUCAGGCGCAGAGCUUUGAACCUCUGUGUUAGCUGCCUGGUUCAAGGAGAUGCGAACCACAGCUACGUCUCAUCUAAUUCCCUCUCUAAUGGCACAUCUGAGACUUAUCCUGGAAGUACAUCGACCCGCGGGCGGCUUUUUUCACUUACUCUUAAAGACUGAAACUUGCUUUUCAGUUUUCAGCUCUCUUUCUUUAUCAGUGAAACUAUCAAAAAAAGCUGACGUUAAGAUCUUUAGUUUUAAGCAUUUGCUUAAAUCAGAUUUUAAUUAAUCAUUUAGAGCAUUUAAUAUGAGCAUUACAUAAAUUCUUACAUUUCUGAGCAAUGUAUACACAGAUUAUGCAUUAAACAAUUUAGUAAUGUAUACAUUUUGACAAAAAAUAUUCAGUAAUUUAGAAAACAUCAAUCUACUUGGUCAUUGUGCAGUGUGAAUUUAGCUACAAUCAUAAAUAUCCAGACUUUGUGUUUAUAGGCUUCUAGCAACUUCUAGCAACAGUUUCUUUUUUAUAUGUACAUGUCAAUAUAUGCUAAAUCAUAAAAUACUGCAUAUGAUUUUGCAUUUAUGUAUAAUUUUUGAGCAAUGGUCUAUACAUUAACUAAUUUCUUACAUAAAAAUACAUUAUGCAUGGUGAACAUAUCACUUACUGUACAAAGAUUAAUUCAAAUGUACUGCAAGCAAUGAGAGCAUUCACAUACUUUUUAUAGUAAUCUUAAUCAGUCAUCUAGAAAGCCUCAUGGUUAUUAUAUAGUGAUUUAGUUAAAAUAUUCCUAGAUACAAUUUUAAUAUAAAUGUUUUCUUUUUAUAUUUACUUGUGCAUGUAUGUGAUGUAAUAAAAUG